Messenger RNA from Scylla paramamosain (green mud crab), 3204 nucleotides. Its product is annotated as protein disulfide-isomerase A4-like. Gene Ontology annotation, biological process: protein folding; response to endoplasmic reticulum stress. Gene Ontology annotation, molecular function: protein disulfide isomerase activity. The coding region runs from base 100 to 1980 and encodes 626 amino acids. Gene Ontology annotation, cellular component: cell surface; endoplasmic reticulum. NCBI's taxonomy places the organism in Eukaryota, Metazoa, Arthropoda, Malacostraca, Decapoda, Portunidae. The record is from RefSeq and is a predicted model, not a curated record. The transcript has 12 exons.
GGCUGCAGUGUUUACAAGUGACAGGUGGGCGGAGGAAGCAGGAUUUGAGGCACCGGCACGCUCUCUUGACAUACACUGGUAUCCUUCUUGGCACGUACUAUGUACAAGCUCCUGGUGGCUGUGCUGGUGCUGGUGGCGGCGGCGGGUGUCUGCCUGGCCGAUGUGGAGCAGACAGACGGUGAGGAAGACAUCCCGGUGGUGGAAGGGUUUGGCGGCGAGGUGAAGGUGGUGGAGGAGAGUGAUGUGCUGGUGCUGACCACUGACAACUUCCUGCAUGUGGUUGGCCCCAAGACGGCCAUUCUGGUGGAGUUCUAUGCACCAUGGUGUGGGCACUGUAAGCGGCUGGAGCCAGAGUAUGCUACAGCAGCCCAGGAGCUGAGGGAGGAGGGCAUCAGGAUAGCCAAGGUGGACGCCACAGUGGAGGAAGAACUGGCCAAGAAGUAUGAUGUGAGUGGCUACCCAACCCUCAAGCUUUUCAAGAAGGGGCAGUUUGUGGAGGACUAUAGAGGUGCCAGGACUGCAGGAGCUCUUGUUGAGUACAUGCGCAUGCACGCUGACCCCAACUACACUCCCCCACCCUCGGAAGUUGUGGUCCUGUCUGCUGCAAACUUUUCUGAAGUUCUGGAGUCGAAGGAAGUUGUUCUUGUUGAUUUCUACAUGCCUGGGUGCCGCCACUGUGAGGCUCUUGAGCCAGACUUUGAAGGAGCAGCACGGGAUCUGAAGGAGGAGGGUGUCACGCUGGCCAAGGUGAAUGGACAAGUGGAGAAGGACCUGUUCAAGGAGUACGACAUCAGAGGAUACCCAACGCUCAUAGUGUUCCGCAAGGGGAGGCAGUUUGAGUACAAGGGUCGGCGUGACCAGGAGGGCAUUGUAGAGCACAUGAAGGAGCAGGUCAAGCUGCCAUCCAGGGAGAUCGCCACAGUGCUGGAGUCAACUAACAACUUUGCCAGGACAGAUGCCAACGUCAUUGGAUACUUCCCUGAGAAGAACGACAUGUUUGAGGAGUACAUCGGGGCAGCCAAUGAGCUGAGAGGGAAGCUGCCAUUCUUCCACACAUUUGACAGUAGUGUUGCCAGUCACCUGAAGUUGAAGGCUAACACAGUCACUGUUAUUAUGCCAGAGAUCUACCAUUCUAAAUAUGAGGAGAAGGCCUUCAGGUAUACCAAGACCACAGGGACAUACAAAGAGAUGGCUUCCUGGAUCAGCAAGAAGAGUGUUCCCCUGGUGGGCCAGCGCACCAAGGAGAACCAGGCCUUCAAGUACGAGAACAGACCACUCAUUGUUGUGUACUAUGAUGUCAACUUCUCACACCAGUACAUUAAAGAUACACAGUUCAUCCGCAACAAGAUUCUCCCUGUGGCAGACAAGUACAGAGACAUCACCUUUGCCAUUGCCAACGAGGAACAGUUUGAGGAUGAAAUCAAGAGCCUGGGGUUGGAGGACUCUGGAGAAAAUGUUAAUGUGGGUGCUUUCUCUGCCAAAUUCAAGUACCCAAUGGAGCCUGAGGAGGACUUCAGUGCUGAUGUGUUGGAAGAGUUUGUUAAGCAAUACAAGAAAGGCAAGGUGCAGCCCUACCUUAAGUCCCAGCCAGUGCCCAAGAGACAGGAGGGGCCAGUGAAGGUACUUGUGGCUCGGAACUUUGAAGACGAGGUGAUAAAUACGGAGAAGGAUGUCUUGGUGGAGUUCUAUGCCCCCUGGUGUGGCCACUGCAAGAACCUGGAGCCGGUGUACAAGAAACUGGCCAAGCAGCUCGCCAAGUCCAACCCAGACGUGGUGGUGGCCAAGAUGGAUGCCACAGCCAAUGAUGUCCAUCCAGGCUUCAAGGUGGAUGGCUUCCCCACCCUCUACUUCGUCAAGGCUGACCAGAAGGAUAACCCCAUUGCGUUCAAUGGUGACCGCUCCCUUAAGUCUCUCAAGGAGUUUGUCAUCCGAGAGUCCUCAAGCAAAGGAGGCAACAAGACAGCUAAGGAUGAGCUUUAGUACAUUAAGGGCCAAGAUAGGAUGGUGUAGUGUAGCUUAGCAAGUGUAGUUGUUGUAGUAGUAGCAGCAGCAGUAGUAUGGCAAAAUAUUGGUGCAGUUCCUGUUAAUUUUCUGGGGAUUUUUUUUUUUUUUCUCCACCAUGUUCUUGCACAGUUGAAACAUGACACAGGUAAGCUACUCUUAGGCUUUUAAUUUUCCUUUUGAUAAUUUUUUUUUUUUUUUUUUUUUUUUUUUUUUUCUGACUGCAUUCUUGGUUUUCAUUGCUUUUGGAUCACUUGAGUUUUUUGAUGACUUCAUUCACUGCAUUAUUUUUGCAUUGUUGUUGACUGACCUGACCUGUGCAGGAUGUCCCCACAGGAGCUUGUCAUUGUGUUGAUCUGAGUCAGUACUUAGCAUAACAUAGAGUAAGCAGCUAGGGUUGGUUUGCUCUACACAAUAUUUGUGUAGUGACACUCUCAAAGUUAUAACUUACACUGCUCAUGUCAUAAUGAGCAUGUGAACUGUGCAGCAAACACUCUGUAAUCAGAUCAGUGGAAUGUGUGAUAAAGAUCUGAGACAACUGAAAUGUAAAUAUUUGGUACAUGGCCUUAGCUCUGUUGAUAUUGGUAGUAUUGUAUAGGUGUUCAAGAAAUCUUAUGACCACUGUGCCUCAAUUUGGUACCCUUCUUAAAAAUUUCACUCAGACCAUCUUGGGAAGCAAAGCUUAGACUUGGAGAAGUUGUUUAGAAUGGUGUGCUUUGGAUUUUUACAAAAAAAAAUAUGAUAUACAAUUAAUUUAUAAGUGUGUCCAUGGCCCUGCAAACAUCAAAUUUAAUUACUUUCAGAAGUAUGAAUAUUUGAUGUAUAAGAGUGUUUACUGUAUAUAAAUGGUAGUGUGUGAGGAGUGCAAGACUUUCCAGGUUGUGUGGUAUGGCAGUACCAGUCAUUGUCCAGACUGUGAGUGUUGUAGUACCAGCGAAUCCUGUGCUUGGUAACGUAGGGUGCACUGGGUAGCCAGGUUGUGUGGUAUGGCAGUACCAGUCACUGUUCGGACUGCGAGUGUUGUAGUACCAGCGAGUCCUGUGCUUGGUAACGUAGGGUGCAUUGGGUACUGGCUGCCAUGUUUAAUGCCACAAUUCCAUGCAUAUUUAACUUUAAUAUACUAAAUAAUGCAUUCCCAAUUUCUCAAUUCCCAUGUGAAAUAUCGUGAUUUUCUAAUUUUCUAAAAAUAAAAUUUGUUACAUA